AUGGAACCCACGCCGUUUGUAGUCGAUAACGGCUCCUACAACAUCAAGGCCGGUUUUGCCGCGUCCAAGAAUCCAAAAAAAUACCGCAACACAUUGGCAAGGUCCAGAGAUGGCAGGAUCCAUAUAUCGAAUGACUAUGUCAAUCAAACCCAACACUACUCAGGACUUGUUUUCAAGCGUCCUUUUGACCAGGGCCACUUAACUACUUGGGAGGUUGAAAAGCCAAUAUGGGACUACUGCUUCGACGACGUGGGGACAUCUGAGUUCGAGGCGCUGCUGUGUAGUCUUGUUUUGACAGAAACACCUUUUCAACUUCCUCAACUUUCCAUCAACACCGACCAGAUUGUGUUUGAAGAAUACGGGUUUUCCCAGUACUAUCGGUGUACUCCGGCGUCUUUGGUGCCGUGGAUCGACGGCAGUGGCUCUCCGGCUGACUUUCAGGUUGUCAUCGAUGCCGGUUAUAACGCUACAUGGAUCAUUCCCAUCAUCUAUCAAAAUGUGUAUUGGAAAGGAGUCAAAAAACUACCGGUGGGGGGCCACCUUCUCAACGGUCUUCUUCGUGAAAUGGUGUCGUUCCGCCACUACGAUAUCCUGGACGAACCUAUACUUGUAAAUACCAUCAAGGAACAAACCUGCUUCCUAGCCACCGACUACCAAAAGACUCUUCGAAACCGCAAGAAAUAUUCCUGCAAUUUUGUGCUACCUGACUUCAAAACCACCGCUACAGGUUACGUGGUGAAGGACGGUGCAUCACCACCAACAGACGCCCAAUCCUUGACGCUUUCUGACGAACGGUUCUCUGUCCCGGAAGCACUCUACCAUCCAGAAAUAAUCUUCGACAAUGUAUCUACAUCCAAUACGCUGUUGCAGCUGACCCCGUUCAAAAACUUGCCCGACUUGGUGGUGGAGUGUAUUAUGGCGUGUCCUGUAGCUGCCCAGCCACUUCUCCUGGCCAAUAUUCAUAUUGUAGGCGGCUCAUCAUUAUUGCCCAAUUUCAAGCUGAGAUUACACAGCGAACUAGUCAAAGAACUUCCUCUGGAUUGGUUUGUGCAGUUAAAGGAACACGAAAAGAUAGCCCCUGAUGAAAGACCAUGGCACGGCGCCGCAAAGCUUACCGAAUCGGAUAUCUUUGAAAAGAUCUCCAUCUCCAAACAGGAGUACUUUGAGCAUGGAAGUAAUUGGUGCCAGAAGCAGUUUGGGUUCCGUAAUUUGUAG
Messenger RNA from Meyerozyma guilliermondii ATCC 6260, 1215 nucleotides. RefSeq lists its product as uncharacterized. The transcript has a single exon. The coding region runs from base 1 to 1215 and encodes 404 amino acids. The record is from RefSeq and is a predicted model, not a curated record. Gene Ontology annotation, molecular function: nucleosome binding. Gene Ontology annotation, cellular component: Swr1 complex. Lineage: Eukaryota; Fungi; Ascomycota; Pichiomycetes; Serinales; Debaryomycetaceae.